Molecule: messenger RNA, 975 nt
Organism: Eutrema salsugineum
Lineage: Eukaryota; Viridiplantae; Streptophyta; Magnoliopsida; Brassicales; Brassicaceae
Exons: 2
Coding region: 1-975 (324 amino acids)
Source: RefSeq, a predicted model, not a curated record
AUGACAUUGCCGAUCAUAGAUGCUUUUCUAAUGAUUCCUCAGCGUGGAAAGUUUCUAAAAGAUGCGAUUCUAAACAAGACUAAGGAGCAUCAAGGGAUGGUCAUUUUGAGUCACGAGUGCAGCGCCAUUAUUCAGAGGAGAACAAUCCCAAGAAAGUUAUCAGACCCUGGUAGCUUUACUUUACCAUGUGUGAUCGGUCCUUUGAAAUUCUCAUGCUAUUUGUGUGACUUGAGAGCUUCAGUAAGCUUGAUGCCCUAUUCUAUUGCUAAAAGAAUGGGGUUCAACUGCUACAAACCGGCAAGAUUCUCUCUUGUUCUUGCGGAUCUAUCGGUAAGGCCACCAAUUGGAUUACUUGAAGAUUUGCCUUUGAAGAUUGGUGAGAUUGAGAUCCCCACAGAAUUUAUAGUUUUGGAAUUGGAUGAAGAGCCUGUGAAUAUUAUUAUUUUGGGAAGGCCUUUCUUGCCCACAGCAGGAGCGAUCAUAGAUGUCAGAGGAGGUAUGAUCGAGCUACACAUUGGAUCAGAGACCAUGAAGUUCGAUGUAAAAGAGAUGAUGAAGAAGCCGACCAUAGGUGGCCAAGUUUUCUACAUCGAAACCAUGGAGGGGCUUUCUGAUGAGCUCCUUGAGGAACUAAACACAGAAUACCAUAUCCAAGUGCCGAGGGAACUUGAUGCUGAGAAAAGGUUUUUAAAGCUAGAAGCAAGCGGUCUCGAGGUUUUGGACAUCAGAGGGUCCAAUACAAGUGAGGGAACACCUUGGGGUUGCAUGGCCGUGGCAUCACAAGCCGAGGGCAGGGGAAGACCGUGUGAGCAAACCAAUGCCGAGGGAGCUACCAAUGAGAAAUGCAGCUUUGAUGCGGAUUGGGACGAGACAAAAGUGCCCCCUGUUGAGCUCAAGCCUCUACCAACAGGGCUGAAGUAUGCUUUUCUUGGCCCAAACUCUUCAUAUCCUGUCAUUAUAAACGAUAACCUGUAA